UUUCCUGGCAGUGUUUCUUUUAGGUCUCUGAGGACGAGACCGAGAAGGUCGAGAGGCGAUUUGGGGGGAAGGAGAUGGCGUCGGUGGUGAGGGGAGUCGUCAAGGCGAUCAAAGAGAAGGGCUUUGGGAACUUCAUCCGUGAGCUCCGCGAGGAGGGUUACAUAAGAUGCCUUGCAGAUGGAAACCUACUGAAAACAAAAAUUUACAGCUUAGGUGCUACACCCGUUGGAGUUGAUAAAUUUGGAAACAAGUAUUAUGAAAAACUUGAGGGCACUCAGUUUGGAAGGCACAGAUGGGUGGAGUAUGCACAGAAGGGCCGCUAUAAUGCAUCUCAAGUGCCUCCAGAGUGGCAUGGUUGGCUGCAUUACAUCACCGAUCAUACUGGAGAUGAGCUCCUGAUGCUGAAACCAAAAAGGUAUAGUGUGGAACACAAGGAGAACUUCUCCGGAGAGGGUGAGGAAUUCAUCUAUCACUCCAAAGGUCACACUCUCAACCCCGGACAGAGGGACUGGACCAGGUACCAGUCAUGGCAGCCUGCAAAGAAAGAAUAGCACUCUUCCCUGGUCAUCGCCCCAAAUUUGAAAUUCCUUUCUUCGCAGUUUAUUCAAAAAAACCCGAAAAACUCAAAAUGCUAUUCUUGGCAAGAGAAAAACUGGCAGAAAUAAAUCUAGCCAAAUGUUACAAGAACAAAGUCCUUGUAAUGAACCCAUUUUGUUAUGUUAUGUUUGCCUCCCUGCUUACUGUUUGAUGUU
Messenger RNA from Dioscorea cayenensis subsp. rotundata (Guinea yam), 752 nucleotides. Its product is annotated as probable NADH dehydrogenase [ubiquinone] 1 alpha subcomplex subunit 12. The coding region runs from base 75 to 551 and encodes 158 amino acids. NCBI's taxonomy places the organism in Eukaryota, Viridiplantae, Streptophyta, Magnoliopsida, Dioscoreales, Dioscoreaceae. Gene Ontology annotation, cellular component: membrane. Gene Ontology annotation, biological process: response to oxidative stress; mitochondrial respiratory chain complex I assembly. The record is from RefSeq and is a predicted model, not a curated record. The transcript has 5 exons.